Messenger RNA from Verticillium alfalfae VaMs.102, 1086 nucleotides. RefSeq lists its product as hypothetical. NCBI's taxonomy places the organism in Eukaryota, Fungi, Ascomycota, Sordariomycetes, Glomerellales, Plectosphaerellaceae. The coding region runs from base 1 to 1086 and encodes 361 amino acids. Gene Ontology annotation, molecular function: methyltransferase activity. The record is from RefSeq and is a predicted model, not a curated record. The transcript has 3 exons.
AUGUCUCAUGCAGAGUUUCCUGUGAAGCGCCGCAGGGUCGAUCCGCCAUCACCGGCCGAGUCUACAUCGCCAGAAAAACAAUCGUCCCCGUCCAUUGCCGUUGCCGACCCCGCCAUGAUGGACGACCGUGGUGACACCGCCAGCCUGACCGACAGUGCCAGAGCUCAUUCGUACGAAAACGGACUGCGCUAUCACGGGUAUCGACCGGGAAUCUACGCGUUCCCCAACGAUGAGACGGAGCAGGAACGUGAUCAGCUGGCACAUCAGCUCAGUUAUGAGAUGUGUGGUGAAAGCCAUUUCAUCGCUCCCAUUGAGCAAUGGCUGGAAAGGGGGGCUGAGGUGCUCGAUCUCGGAACCGGCAUUGGCAUUUGGUGCGAAGAACGCUUCUCUUUCGAGGGGAUUGACUUAUCGCCGAUCCAGUCGAGUGAGGUGCCACCCAAUGUGCGCUUCUACGUCGACGACAUGGAACACGAGCAAGGCUGGGACUUCGACGGACGCACUUUUGACUACAUCCACCUCCGGCACACGCUGCACUCGGUCCACAACCGACCGGAGCUUCUGAAGAGGGUUCUCGAGUGGGUGUCUCAUCCUGUCCAGACGAAGAGCGCUUUGCUGACAACCGCUAGCCACCUCAAACCGGGCGGCUAUUUUGAAGUCCAAGAGUUCGAAUGCAACCUCCGCUGCGACGACAACACGUGCCCCGAAGGCAACGAUUAUGCCCUCCGCGAAUGGUUUGAUCACCUCGCGAGCGGCCUGUCUGCGCGAGGCGUCGACCUCUACAGCAUCACCUCCAUUGCUGACGAGAUGCGGGCCAUCGGCUUCACCGGCGUGACGGAGCACUCGCGAAAGUGUCCUGUCGGAUCAUGGCCUGCUGACGAGAGCCUGCGCUUCUGCGGCGGUUUGCUGAGAGAGAGCUUGCUCGCCGGCUUGGGUGGGCUGAGUGCCCGGCCUUUUGCGGCCUUGACGUGGGAGAGGCCGCGGCUCGAGGUCUUCUUGCUGCGGGUGAGGGAGUCGAUCAAGACGACGGGAUAUCAUGCCUACUUGCCUUUCCGGACAGUCUGUGGCCGGAAGCCCUUGUCGGACUAG